AUGUCUUCAUCCGAAGAGUCUCCUCGGGUUACAUCACUUCCUCUUCAUUACCCAGAAGUAUCGCACUUGCAUGACCCAGAAAUACUUCCGAAUGUGAUUCCAAAAAAUUUGCAAUCUCCUACAAAAAACGAGCAAAGUACCUCAUAUAUUGCAAACCUCAGCCGAACUGACACGGCCGACAUCAUCGAUCAGUUUUCAAUAGCGCUACCUGAACUGCAACCUCUCGACUACCCAGCUAGAGCGGCUUCAGAAGCAGAACAGAAAAUAUCAUUUUCAGCCGGAUGUCACUUGUACCCGAAGGCCAUGGCCUGGUCAUUUAUUCUGUCGUCCACACUGAUCAUGGAGGGAUUCGACACUCUUCUGAUUUUUAGCUUUUUCACUUUCCCAGCAUUCAGACAAAAGUUUGGGGCAUGGACUCCUCACAACGGAUAUCAAAUUUCCCCUAUCUGGCAAUUUGGCCUAUCGACAGCGGCAGAGGCUGGAGAAAUAGUCGGACUACUUGUCAACGGCUAUGUUGCAGAUCGGAUAGGAUAUCGCUGGACCGUGGUAUCUGCAUUGGCUUUCCUGAUCCGCGCAAAUAUUGUGCGGGAUCCCAUGGGUGUAUUUCAGACAUUGUCAACUGCAUACGCCGCGGAAGUGAUACCCGUUAAGCUCCGUGCUUAUUUGCUCAGCAAUGUUAACUUAUGUUGGAUUCUGGGUCAGUUUUUGGCUACAGGCAUACUGAGAACAUUUGUCGACAAUACUUCCCAGUGGUCAUACCGCAUUCCUUUUGCAUUACAAUGGGCGAUCGGUUUCCCAAUUCUUGUCGCUGUCAUCUUCUCACCAGAAUCUCCAUGGUGGCUUGUACGCCAUAGGCGACAGCAGCAGGCGAGGAGGUCGGUCCAGAGGUUAACUAGAGAGAGCAGGGUAAAUAUCGACCAAGUCAUUGCCAUGAUGGAGCAUACCAAUGAGAUUGAGAAAUAUCUUCAAGAGGAUGAAGGUAUCUCUUAUCUUGACGCCUUUAAGGGAGUUGACCGUCGUCGAACUGAGAUUGCCGCUAUGGUUUGGGUAACACAACAAGUAUGUGGAACAAGUUUGAUGGGCUGGGCAUCAACAUUUUAUGAGCAGGCUGGGUUCAGCGUUGACAAUGCUUUCAACCUGUCUCUCGGCAUUUACGGACUGGCUAUAGUUGCGACUGUGAUUUCCUGGUCGCUUCUUUCCUGUGUUGGACGGCGAAGGCUUUAUAUCUGCGGCCUUUCUGCACUACUCGCUCUACUAUUGGCUGGCGGUAUUGUGGGCACUCUUCCGACCUCAAAGGCACAGCUGUGGUGUCUCGGAUCCUUACUAUUGAUUUUAACUUUUGUCUACAAUAUGACAAUCGGCCCUGUAUGCUACGUUGUUGUGGCAGAGAUCCCAUCAACUCGAUUGCGGAUGAAAACGGUUGUUCUGGCCCGGAUAGCUUAUAAUCUAGCUGGCAUUCUGGUGAACUGGAUGACCCCACGCAUGCUGAGCCCGACUUCAUGGAACUGGAAAGGAAAGUCCUGUUUUUUCUUCGCCGGUACCACAGCGCUGUGUCUUGUCUGGUGUUACUUUAGACUGCCAGAGACUUUUGGUUUGACCUACCUGGAGAUUGACAUUUUAUUUCAGAGGAAAGCAAGGCCAAAAAAGUUCCGUGAGCUCCGGGCCAACCUCGAAAACUCAGGAUAUUUUAGCGUGCAAGGUUUGGGGAGGGAUGCAAGUACUUGGCGACGAUAUUAA
Molecule: messenger RNA, 1737 nt
Organism: Penicillium cosmopolitanum
Lineage: Eukaryota; Fungi; Ascomycota; Eurotiomycetes; Eurotiales; Aspergillaceae
Product: putative MFS sugar transporter
Exons: 2
Coding region: 1-1737 (578 amino acids)
Biological process (GO): carbohydrate transport; transmembrane transport
Cellular component (GO): membrane
Molecular function (GO): carbohydrate:proton symporter activity
Source: RefSeq, a predicted model, not a curated record